Molecule: messenger RNA, 507 nt
Organism: Plasmodium gonderi
Lineage: Eukaryota; Apicomplexa; Aconoidasida; Haemosporida; Plasmodiidae
Product: centrin-1
Exons: 6
Coding region: 1-507 (168 amino acids)
Biological process (GO): mitotic cell cycle; centriole replication
Cellular component (GO): centrosome; centriole
Molecular function (GO): calcium ion binding
Source: RefSeq, a predicted model, not a curated record
AUGAAUAGGAAAACCCCCAAUAUGAUUAGAAACACCAAUGCGAGAAGCAAAAGGAAUGAAUUGAAUGAGGAACAGAAACUGGAAAUAAAAGAAGCGUUUGAUCUUUUUGACACCAAUGGGACAGGUAGAAUCGACGCGAAGGAGCUGAAGGUUGCCAUGCGAGCAUUAGGAUUUGAGCCCAAGAAAGAGGACAUUCGAAAAAUAAUUUCUGAUGUUGACCAAGACGGAUCCGGAACAAUUGACUUUAACGACUUUUUGGAUAUCAUGACAAUAAAGAUGAGUGAACGAGAUCCAAAGGAGGAAAUACUCAAGGCCUUUCGCCUCUUCGACGAUGACGAAACUGGAAAAAUAUCUUUCAAGAAUUUAAAACGAGUUGCGAAAGAGCUUGGGGAAAAUAUAACUGACGAAGAAAUACAGGAGAUGAUAGAUGAAGCUGAUCGAGACGGAGAUGGCGAAAUAAACGAAGAAGAAUUCAUGCGGAUUAUGAAAAAAACCAACUUGUUCUAG